AUGGGUGGCCCUGACUCGCAGAGAAACCCCCGCGUUACAUUUCAAAAGAGAUGCAGGACCCUCAAGGAGAAAGCUCACCAGCUUUCGGAAAUUUGUGGCGCAGAAGUUUACCUGCUUAUCGUUCACGACCGAGAGAAUUAUGUCUACAAUUCCUCCUACAACCCCUCAUGGCCACCUAGGGAUGAAUUACUCGAGACGCUUUACACUGAGCCAAGGCUAAUCCGCAAAACUUUCGAUGACAUGAAAGGCAUAUGUAUCCCACCUCGCGAACCUCAAAGGCUCAAGGAGUAUUUUGCCGCAAGGCAUGAGCUAUAUGCUACUCUUGAGGAUCUCCAUAAAGCGGUGGAAUUAAGGUAUCUCGACAUUCAGGAUGAGACAAAUAGCAGCAACGAGACAGAAAUCUAA
This is a messenger RNA of Penicillium subrubescens, 405 nucleotides long. RefSeq lists its product as uncharacterized. Gene Ontology annotation, molecular function: protein dimerization activity; DNA binding. The coding region runs from base 1 to 405 and encodes 134 amino acids. The record is from RefSeq and is a predicted model, not a curated record. The transcript has 2 exons. NCBI's taxonomy places the organism in Eukaryota, Fungi, Ascomycota, Eurotiomycetes, Eurotiales, Aspergillaceae.